This is a messenger RNA of Synchiropus splendidus (mandarinfish), 3166 nucleotides long. It is a transcript of the gene fzd3a, whose product is annotated as frizzled class receptor 3a. The record is from RefSeq and is a predicted model, not a curated record. Gene Ontology annotation, biological process: canonical Wnt signaling pathway; non-canonical Wnt signaling pathway. NCBI's taxonomy places the organism in Eukaryota, Metazoa, Chordata, Actinopteri, Syngnathiformes, Callionymidae. The transcript has 9 exons. The coding region runs from base 360 to 2582 and encodes 740 amino acids. Gene Ontology annotation, cellular component: plasma membrane. Gene Ontology annotation, molecular function: Wnt receptor activity; Wnt-protein binding.
GGGGGGGGAGAGAGGGACAGACGAGGCGGACAGGAGGAGAGGAGGGUGCCGCCGCUGGCUGGGGGACAUUCACUCAUUGUUACCAACUCGAGGAGCGGCGGAGACCCCUGGAACCACACGUGAAACCGCGGACGAGAUAAAGAUCAUAUUUGGAACAAACCAGGAGGGAGAGUGGUCUUCUCGCUGCACCAGGGCAUCUCCCGAGUGAUGGAUGCCGUCGGCGGCAACCAUGUUGGAUUACUCAGCGACCCUCUUACAGCCACACUGUGAUCUCAACAAGAAGAGUAUGAGGAUCCCUGCGUGAGUCACCCGGAUUUGUUGCCUCCUCCAAGCCAAAAGAGAUUCCCAACAGACUCGUCAUGGAUUUCCUCUGGGCGCUGUCGGUGUCCAUGCUGGCCGUGUGCGUCGCCAUUCCCAUGGAUGCGGCGGCGGGCAGCCACAGCCUGUUCACCUGUGAGCCCAUAACGCUGCGCAUGUGUCAGGAUCUGCCGUACAACUCCACCUUCAUGCCCAAUGCGUUGAACCACUACGACCAGCAGACAGCAGCUCUGGCUAUGGAGCCCUUCCACCCCAUGGUCAACCUGCAGUGCUCGCCGGACCUGCGCAUGUUCCUGUGCGCGCUCUACGCCCCCGUCUGCACCGAGUACGGCCGCAUGACGCUGCCGUGCCGCCGCCUCUGCCUGCAGGCCAAGAGCGACUGCUACAAACUCAUGGACAUGUUCGGGGUCAGCUGGCCCGAGGAGAUGGACUGCAACAGGUUCCCUGACUGUGACGAGCCCUACCCUCGACGUGUCGACCUGCUCUCCGUCUCGGAAGCCACCGAGUCCCCGGCCGCCGUCCAACGGGACUACGGCUUCUGGUGCCCGCGGGAGCUGAAGAUCGAGCCGGAACUGGGCUACUCCUUCAUGGGCGUGCGCGACUGCUCGCCUCCAUGCCCCAACAUGUACUUCACCCGCGAGGAGCUGAGCUUCGCCCGCUACUUCAUCGGCGUGGUCUCCAUCGUCUGCCUCUCGGCCACGCUCUUCACCUUCCUCACCUUCCUCAUCGACGUGUCCCGCUUCCGCUACCCCGAGCGGCCCAUCAUCUUCUACGCUGUCUGCUACAUGAUGGUGUCGCUGGUCUUCUUCCUGGGCUUCCUGCUGGAGGACAGAGUCUCGUGCAACGCUGCCGCUCCUGGCAGGUUCCGAGCUUCGACUGUGACUCAGGGCUCCCACAACAAGGCCUGCACCCUCCUCUUCAUGGUGCUCUACUUCUUCACCAUGGCCGGCAGCGUCUGGUGGGUCAUCCUGACCAUCACCUGGUUCCUGGCCGCCGUCCCCAAGUGGGGCAGCGAGGCCAUCGAGAAGAAGGCGCUGCUGUUCCACGCCUGCGCCUGGGGGAUCCCCGGGGUGCUCACGGUCGCGCUGCUGGCCAUGAACAAGAUCGAAGGCGACGGCGUCAGCGGCGUGUGCUUCGUGGGCCUGUACAACCUGUCGGCACUGCGCUGGUUCCUGCUGGCGCCGCUGGGCGUCGACGUGGUGGUGGGGGUGGCGCUGCUGCUGGCAGGGAUCGCGGCGCUGAACCGGGUCCGCAUGGAGAUCCCUCUGGAGAAGGAGAACCAGGAGAAGCUGGUCAAGUUCAUGAUCCGCAUCGGGGUCUUCUCCGUGCUCUACCUGGUGCCGCUGCUGACCGUGCUGGCCUGCUACCUGUACGAGAGCAGCCACCGGCCCACCUGGGAGACCACCUGGGUGCAGGAGCGGUGCCGGGACUACCACAUCCCCUGCCCCUACCAGGUGGAGAGCACCAGUCGCCCGGACCUGGCCCUGUUUCUGAUCAAGUACCUGAUGAUGCUGGUCGUCGGAAUCCCCUCAGUCUUCUGGGUCGGCAGCAAGAAGACCUGUUUCGAGUGGGCCAGCUUCUUCCACGGCAAAAGACGCAAAGAAGCGCUAACCCUGUCUCCCACUGGCUGUUCCCCCCCACCUCCCCUCCUCCACCGGGCCUCCACCUUCCCCCUCUCCCUGCCCUCCCUCCUCCAACUGACCCUGCCUCCCUUCUCCUCCCCCUCCCUCCCCCCGUCGUCCUCCCCCCGCAGCGGGAUGGUCAACGAGAGCCGCCAGGUCCUCCAGGAGCCGGACUUCGCCCAGCUGCUGCUGCGGGACCCCAACACGCCCAUCGUCCGCAAGUCCCGGGGCACCUCCACCCAGGGCACCUCCACCCACGCUUCCUCCACCCACCUGGCCAUGCUGGAUGAGCCGCCCAGCGGCAGCACCAGCCGGGCCGGCUCGGUCCGCAGCGGCCGGUCCAAGGCCAGCAGCUACCACGGCAGCCUGCAGCGCUCCAGAGACGGGCGAUACACAGCGUCCAGCUUCCGCCCAGUCGAUGACCUGCUCCCUUACGGCAGCCUCCCACGUCUCAAAGACCCGUCGGAGACGCGCCACUGCAGCACGGGUCGGCUGGACUCUCUGUCCCGCCACAGUUCCACACAGAGGCUGGACAGCCAGUCGCGGCACAGCAGCAUCCGAGACCUCAGCUCCACCGCCCAGGCGGUGCUGGCCGCACCCGGCAACGGCAUCCACCGCGUGAUGGAGGAGGACGCCGCCUGAGCCCAGAGCCGCCGAUCCUUCCCUUUAACAUGCUCCUCAGAAUGUUCAGACAGCUUCGGCGUCGACCCCAAGGACUGUUUGAUGCAGACUCGAAGAGACACAAGUGGAACAGGCCAGACUUGUUAUUUAAACCUGCUGAUUUUUCACAGAACAUUCCUUCAUUUAAAGGAGACACAGUGAGGACGAAAGCGAGUCCAGACUUCUGCCUUACAAACCGGUCCAUUAUCGCUUCAUGUUCCCAAUAACGUGUCCUUACUUGUACAUAGCUGCUCCCACAGAUGCGCCAUGUUGUUUGUUUGACUCUCUUUUUGAAUAAAGGUUUUAUAUAAAAGAAGGACAGACGAGUGGUAACAGCCCUCCGCUUUAUUGAAAUACAUCGGAGUCGGGUUAAUAUGAGCUCUGUCCGCACGAGUGCGGCAGCCAGUUUCAUUACAUCGCUUUUGUUUUGACCUUACACCUUAAAUAUUCUUGUGCAAAAGGAAUCUACAUCACCUGUAGUGGGUUAUCCUCAUGAAACACCCAAAACCGUUAAAAAAAGAGAAAGCAAGUCCAAAUAAAACAAACCGAAAAAAAAACAAAUGAUU